CUGUGACUACAUGUUCAAAAUUUAAAUUCACCGCAUGACUUGUGGACCGGCUGAUUUACUUUAAUGUAAUCAGCUAUUUUUUAACAUGGAAGAAGUAUCGGCCUUCGAGAUUUAUCGAAGUCAACAUAAAACCAGCACAAUCAAGAAGAGAAAACGCGAAUUGUUAAAGAAGCACGUUUCAUCCAAAAAAUUGAAAUCCAUCAAUGUAAGUGAUGACGAUCACAAGGAAAAUAAAUUAAAGCCGAAAAUAAAUAGACCAUCAGUUAGCAAAAUUAAAAAGGAUAGUAAGGAUAGUGAGGACAAUCCCUUUAUCAAACAAAAGAAGUUAGCAACCAAGAAGGCAAAUAAAUUAAAGCCGAAACUAAAUGGAAUAUCACCGGGCAAAAUAAAAACCGAAUGUAAGAACAAUAGGGAGGAUGGUCCCCUUAUUGAACAAAAGGAGUUGGGAAACAAGAAGGCAAAUAAACUAAAAUCGAAACUAAAUGGAAUAUCACCAGGCAAAAUUAAACAGAAAAUUAAGGACAGUAGGAAGGACAGUCUCCCUGUUGAACCAAAGAAUUUAAGCAACAAAAAGACAAAUAAAUCCAAACCGAAUAUAGAUGGAAUUUCAAUAAGCAAAAUUAAAAAAAAAUUGAAGGCCACUAGGCUAAAGAAUCCAGAAUGUAGCCCUCCCCUAUUGAUGGAAACUAGUUUGCCUGUUUUAAACUUUGAAAAGGUUAACAACAUGGUUAAUAGUGCUUCAGAUGGAAAUGCCAAAAAUAAUCGUGUAAUAGUGAUAGACAGUGUUAAAAUACCUAGUGUUAAUACAGCUAAAAAUGUAAGUGAACUGGCGGAUGGAAGUCCGCCAUUAUUAGUACCAAUUAAAAAAGUGAAACAAAUAAACUAUGAUAAAAACUCUGGUAGUCCCUUAAAUAACCCUAUAGCCACUAGUUUGGCAGUUUUUAAAUGGCUUUUGUAUCCUGUGAAACCCAGAGAUUUUUUUGAAAAAGUGUGGGAGAAGGAGAUUUUGCAUAUUGAGAGGAGCAACAAGGACUACUAUAAGGAUAUCCUUACCACCGAUGGGCUCGACAGAAUUUUGAGGGAUUUUCCGCUUUACUAUACGAGAAACGUCGACGUCGUGAAUUACGAAAAUGGGGUUAAGGAGGUUUUGAAUCAAGAAGGGAGGGCAGUUCCAUCGGCCUUGUGGGACUUUUACCUAAACGGUUGCAGUAUAAGGGUGCUCAAUCCCCAAACCUACGAUCACAAAGUCCAUUUCCUCAUUUCCGCUUUGCAAGAGUAUUUCGGCACGAUGGUCGGAACGAACGUGUAUCUAACUCCUCCCAGAAGUCAAGGAUUCGCGCCCCAUUUCGAUGAUAUUGAAGCUUUCAUUGUUCAACUGGAAGGCCGGAAGCAUUGGAAGUUGUACAAACCACAUGACCAGGACGUGUUGACGAGGGAUUCCAGUCCCAAUUUUAGAGCCGAAGAUUUAGGGAGACCUUUUAUGGAGGUCACCCUCGACGCCGGUGACAUGCUAUACUUUCCUAGGGGUACGAUUCACGAAGGCCGUACCGACGAAGAACACUCUUUGCAUAUCACCGUGUCGGUAUAUCAACAUACUGCUUACGCGGAUUUGCUGGAACACAUUGUGCCGGCCGCUUUAAAAAAGGCGGCCAUGGAAAACGUCGAAUUUAGGCGUGGCUUGCCGCUGAAUUUUCUAAAACACGUGGGUCACGUGAACAAAAAUUCUCUUUCAAAGAAAAGGACGCACAUUUUGGCGAAAGUGAGGGAUUUAAUGAGCACCUUGAUCGAUUACGUCGACGUCGAUCUCGCUGCCGACCAAAUAGGCAGAAAGUUCAUGCACGACGCCAUGCCGCCCUUAUGUUCUCAACAAGAGGCCGCUAAUACUUCAAGAUAUGACGGAGAUUAUAUGAGAAAUGGCAGGGUGUUUAACAGGGUCGAAAUAGGUUUGGAAACCAGGGUCCGUUUGCUACGCUACCAUUCCGUUCGUCUUGUGGUAGAAUCGGACACCGCUUCGAAGCUCUUCUACUGCACCGAAAACUCCAAAACGUAUCACGGUGAAGAAGAGCAGUGGCUAGAAAUGGAAGACUCUUUUUGCUCAGUCGUGGAAGCGCUGCAGAAAGUCUACCCAGCGUUUGUCGAAGUGGAGCAAUUGCCCAUGGAGGACGCGGUGACUAAAAUCCAGUUGGUCAGCGAUCUGUGGGAGAGGGGAAUUUUGGUGACCGAUCGACCGUUGAUGAGCGUUUCUUCGGAUGUCGAUGGAGAAGCUUCCUCCAAGGAGGAUGUUUCUGAUGGUGAUUCCUAAUAUUUGUUCACUUCGAUUUUUGAAAAGUCGAAACUGAGCUCUUACUGCGUUUAUGGUGCCAAUUGUUAAGUAUUGAAACAAUAAAUCAAUAAAUAAAUGAUUCAUUUGCAAUAUACAGGAAGUUUUUUAUCUUUAUUACAGAAUGAGCAAAGAAUUGUAAAAAGCCGUAAUCACAACCAUUUUUCAAUAUUUGAUAGUUGUCAAUACAUAUUU
This is a messenger RNA of Cylas formicarius (sweet potato weevil), 2515 nucleotides long. RefSeq names its product ribosomal oxygenase 1 (gene NO66). The record is from RefSeq and is a predicted model, not a curated record. The transcript is spliced from 5 exons. The coding region runs from base 86 to 2302 and encodes 738 amino acids. Gene Ontology annotation, molecular function: histone H3K4 demethylase activity; histone H3K36 demethylase activity. Lineage: Eukaryota; Metazoa; Arthropoda; Insecta; Coleoptera; Brentidae. Gene Ontology annotation, cellular component: nucleolus.